GAACACGAAACACCCAUUUCAAUACAUCCAUCCGAAUGCGAGUUAUCUCGUGCCUGCCAGGCUGCUCCUCCCCCGCAUCCGAAAGCUAACCGCGAACGCAAAACCCCUCUCCGCCCCCAUGGCUGCUCUCCUCCGCACGGCGGCCGCCCUCGCGCCCCGACCCCAGUCGGUCCCGCUUGCCCGGGAGCCGCGACGGCCGUGCGCGUCGCUGCUCGCCUGCUCCCGCCGCGGGCCGGCGUGCGCGCGGCCGCUUCGGGCGAGUCUGCUGCCGGCUCCGCGCGUCCUCGGCCGCGCCGCUGGCCGGCUGCGGCGCCUGGGCGCCACCGAGGCCGACGAGGCCGCCCAGACGGCGACGCAGGAGGAUUCAGAAACUGAAGUUACUGGAGAUAGUGCUGCAGAUGAUGGUGCUGCGGGCACAGAUCCCUCUGUUCUCGUGACAGCACUUCAGUCAUACAAAGAAGCUCUGAUUAAUGAUGAUGAAGCAAAAAUUGCUGAGAUAGAGGCCUUUUUACUUUCUAUCGAGGAUGAGAAAAAUUCUCUUGUGAACAAAAUUACUGUUUUAGAUGCAGAACUGGCAACUCAACGAGAACGUAUCUUGAGGAUAAGUGCUGACUUUGAUAAUUUCAGGAAGAGGACAGAAAGUGAGAAGCUUAAUAUGAUGACAAAUGUGCAAGGGGAAGUUGUAGAGAGCUUGUUGCCUGUUCUUGACAACUUUGAAAGAGCGAAAACGCAAAUAAAGGUGGAAACAGAGGAACAGAAGAAAAUAAAUAAUAGCUACCAGAGCAUUUAUAAGCAAUUUAUUGAGAUUCUGAAUUCAUUGGGUGUUGAAGGUGUCGAAACUGUUGGCAAACCAUUUGAUCCUAUGCUUCACGAGGCUAUUAUGAGAGAAGAAUCAGUGGAGUACGAAGAGGGGAUCAUCAUCCAGGAAUUCCGAAAGGGUUUCAAACUUGGGGAAAGACUACUACGCCCAGCAAUGGUCAAGGUGUCUGCGGGACCAGGCCCUGAAAAAUCCGGAGAUGAGGACCCUACUGAGGUUGAAGAUAGUGUAGCACCUUCGAAAGUUGAAGAUAGUGAAGAUGAUGGCUUUGACGAUGGAGGUGAUACCGAGUAACGGAGCUUAAUUUCUGAAUCAACAAGAAAAAGGCCCAGAAUUUUUGAUGCUUUUCUGGAGUGUGCCAAGCAGGUAAUAGGAUAGUACCUACCAAUUGUUAAAGAUCUAGAGUUAGAUAUUUGUCCCCUUAAAUGUGCCUUCCGUCCUGCUGCUGAUAUGGAGUGUUGGUAUAGUCUCAAAAUCUCUGUUUUCCUCUGGCCGGGAUUGUUGUUAAUUUGUUGCAGCGAGGGAUUUUCUUGGUUCAUUCGUGGAACAACAUGACAUUGUGGCACAGUAAAUUGGUUCAGAUUUAUGAUUAAUCCUGCAGUAUUUGAAUCUC
This is a messenger RNA of Phragmites australis (common reed), 1430 nucleotides long. RefSeq lists its product as uncharacterized. Gene Ontology annotation, biological process: protein folding. The transcript has 4 exons. Gene Ontology annotation, cellular component: chloroplast. Bases 119 to 1111 code for a protein of 330 amino acids. The record is from RefSeq and is a predicted model, not a curated record. Gene Ontology annotation, molecular function: protein-folding chaperone binding; adenyl-nucleotide exchange factor activity; protein homodimerization activity. Lineage: Eukaryota; Viridiplantae; Streptophyta; Magnoliopsida; Poales; Poaceae.